Messenger RNA from Penicillium subrubescens, 237 nucleotides. RefSeq lists its product as uncharacterized. The record is from RefSeq and is a predicted model, not a curated record. Bases 1 to 237 code for a protein of 78 amino acids. The transcript has a single exon. Lineage: Eukaryota; Fungi; Ascomycota; Eurotiomycetes; Eurotiales; Aspergillaceae.
AUGGCAAAUAUCUUUGUGCGGUCUACGAAGGAUCAAGCCGACCAGUUCUACCAACCCGCCGAUCCAAACCCAGGCCUUCCAUUGGGUACCCAACACCUGGAGUUGGUGAACCUGGAGCUUUUGCCGGGCGUAAAUGGCUUGAUAGUGGGGACUAGUUGCAUCUACUGGGGGCCCCAGGGUCUGCAGGCUUAUACGGGUUCAUUGGCUAACUGGCCUACUAGUGACAUAGACGCUUAG